Molecule: messenger RNA, 1344 nt
Organism: Seminavis robusta
Lineage: Eukaryota; Bacillariophyta; Bacillariophyceae; Naviculales; Naviculaceae
Source: the annotation of a GenBank genome assembly
CAUUCAGAUACCCCAUGUUAUGGCUAUCAGAGAUCAGUAGUAUGAGAUGCUUUCUCAUUCAGCACGAGGUUGAGUGGUUAACGAUGGAGGCGAUAGUAUAGCACAGCUUCAGUUUCCAGUAUCGGCAUCAAUGUAGCUGAACGCGACAAAAGGCUCGUCAUUUUCUUGGGCUUUCCCACUGUUGCUGGCAUAUUCGUUACUGGAACCAAGUUCCGCUUGCAUUGGACCAUAAUCUUUUGUACUCACCUGUUGGACUGUUGGCGGUCUCCCUCACAGUCACCAUGUAAUUGCUGUACAACUGGGUCUGCAUCACCCCUCUCUUUAUUAGUACUCCAAUCUCCAAUGGUCGAAGAAGAAGAUUCCCACUGUGUACUGUGUAGCCUUGUACAACACGAACCACGCAUCGCCUAGAGUAUCAACAUGGGUGUGAUGAUGCAGCAGCAAACCUCACCUCAAGUCAGAUUCCAAACAAGAUGGACCUUCUUCAAUACUGCGCUGACCUAAACAAAGAAGGAGCGGCGAUGUUGGCCGCGGACAAUAGCUUUGCGGCGUUUGAAUACUUCCGCAACGCACUUCAGAUUGUCGUGCUGGGUAUCCCCAAUGGCAACGAGAUCCUCAAGUCCUGUCCGGCGCUUGGCAAGGCAAGCAGCUCCCUCCUGUUGGAGCCCACAACCUUCCAUUGGCUUCUAUGGUCUCCGCAAACGAUGAACCAGCCUCCGCACGAUCCUCACAGGAGCACGAACACCUUCAACAAAGCCUUUGUGUUUCAACCAAACGAAGAUGGAGAACGAGAAUUGGACCUUCGCAUACGGACCUACAUUGCUUUGAUUAUCUUUAAUGUGGCCGCUACCAUUCAUCAACGAAGUGCGGCGCUGCCGCGAGAGCAACAGUGUGAUCAGGCGCUCACCGUGGCGUUGGAACUCUACGAUGUGGGCUUUGAUCUUUUGAUUCAAGAAGAGAGCUGCUGUGUGGACGAUUGGUCCACCAACAUUUCGCUGGCCAUCUUGAACAACAUGGCCGAAGUCCACUGGACGCUCUCCGACUUCAACAAGGCCAGCCGCGUACUGGAGCUGCAAAAGAGUCUCUUGGAAAUCCUCUUCUCCAACAAGAGACCACACAACUUUUCGGAUCAAGAAAUGGAGGUGUUCAUUUUGAAUACUCAUCUACUGCAGGCUCCCAGCGGAGCCGGAGCGGCGUAGUGAACCUAUAUUCUAUCUACCACGCCCAGAUACAUUAUGUUUUAGACUAUACACUUGCAGAUAAUCCUUCGAACAGCAUAUCAAUUUAGUUUCUGCAGUCUAGUUUCCAAACACUUUGUAUUCCGGUUGGGCUCAGUCUCGCAGG